AAAAACAGCGCUUCCAACCCACUGAACAGUUCCAUGUUCCCAUCCCCUGAGGUGGGCGUGAGUUCGAGAACCAGCUGAGUAGGGUCUCCGAGCUCGUCCUUUGAUCUGGUGAAUAUGGCGUUAAAGGGCAAAAAAAAGGGGAUACUGGAACGCUUGGAUGGAGGCGAAGUUGUCAUUGGAGACGGUGGAUAUGUCAUGGCUUUGGAGAGGAGAGGCUACGUCACGGCCGGACACUGGACUCCAGAAGCUGCGGUUGAACACCCCGAGGCCGUUCGCCAGCUGCAUAGGGAAUUCCUGAGGGCCGGUGCGGAUGUCAUGCAGACCUUUACGUUCUACUGCAGCGAUGACAAGCUGGGAAUCAGCGGCAGAGUGGGGAGCAUCAGUGGGCAACAGAUAAACGAGGCGGCCUGUGACCUUGCCAGGGAAGUGGCCAAUGAGGGCGGGACACUGGUGGCUGGGGCCAUCUCUCAGACCCCCUGCUACACGGACUCCACCAGCGAAGGCAAAGUGAAGGAAAUCUUCAAGAAACAGCUGGAUGUUUUCAUGCAGAAGGACAUAGACUUUUUCAUCGCUGAAUUCUUCCAGCACGUGGAGGAGGCAGAGUGGGCUGUGCAGGUUCUGGUGAGCAGCGGGAAGCCUGUCGGGGCCACACUGUGCAUUUCACCUGAGGGAGACCAAAACAGAGUCAGCCCAGGGGACUGCGCUGUCCGACUGGCCAAGGCUGGUGCCAGUAUGGUGGGAGUGAACUGCCACCUGGACCCCACCUGUGGCCUGAAGACGGUGAGGAAGAUGAAGGACGGUCUGGAGGCAGCCGGGGUGAAGGUUCACCUCAUGCUGCAGCCCCUGGGCUUCAACACGCCAGAGUGUAACCAUGGGGGGUACCUCACCCUCCCAGAGUUCCCCUUAGCACUGGAGUCCAGAGCCAUGACCAGGUGGGAUAUGCAUAAGUAUGCCAGGGAGGCGUACGAUCUGGGCAUUCGAUACAUCGGGGGCUGCUGUGGGUUCGAGCCGUACCAUAUCCGCGCUUUAGCAGAGGAGCUAGCCCCCGAAAGGGGCUUCCUACCGCCCGGGUCGGAGAAACACGGCCUCUGGGGCAGUGCCCUGAUCGGCCACCAGUUGCCCUGGGUCAAGGAGAAGGCUAAUCGGAAAUACUGGGAGACGUUGCUGCCAGCAUCGGGGCGCCCAAAAUGUCCCUCCAUGGCAAUUCCCCAUGAAUCAUUUUAAAAAAUAAUUAAUGGAAGAUUUGUUUCCUAUAAACUACCAAUCUGUAUUACAGAAUAGCGGAUUGAUUUAAUAUGAUUAUGUACCAGUGGUGGUUUACAUGGUUGAUUAUAAAAAUAAAAGUGCAAGAUAAUAUUGUGUUUGCUCCA
Molecule: messenger RNA, 1370 nt
Organism: Conger conger (European conger)
Lineage: Eukaryota; Metazoa; Chordata; Actinopteri; Anguilliformes; Congridae
Product: betaine--homocysteine S-methyltransferase 1-like
Exons: 8
Coding region: 115-1224 (369 amino acids)
Molecular function (GO): betaine-homocysteine S-methyltransferase activity; zinc ion binding
Source: RefSeq, a predicted model, not a curated record